Molecule: messenger RNA, 1936 nt
Organism: Ornithorhynchus anatinus (platypus)
Lineage: Eukaryota; Metazoa; Chordata; Mammalia; Monotremata; Ornithorhynchidae
Gene: HNRNPUL2
Product: heterogeneous nuclear ribonucleoprotein U like 2
Exons: 7
Coding region: 1-558 (185 amino acids)
Cellular component (GO): membrane
Source: RefSeq, a predicted model, not a curated record
AUGGGGAACGUGUCCAAGUUGGGGCUGGAACCGGAGGGCGGGCGGGCGACGAGGGGGUCAGAGGAGCCCGAGCCGGAUCCCAAAGGGCGAGACGUUUUAGUUCAGCAAGCCUCCCAGUGCCUUAGCAAGCUGGUCCAGAUCGCCUCGUGGACAAAGAGGAACUUCAGCCUCGAUCAGUGUAACGUGUACAACUCUGGCCAGCGGCGGAAGCUGCUGCUGUUCAAGACCUUUUCUCGCCGAGCGGUGGUGAUCGUCCCUAAUGAAGAGGACUGGAAGAAGAGGCUGGAGCUGAGGAAGGAGGUGGAGGGAGAUGAUGUGCCCGAGGCCGUAAUGCUAGAAAUGAAAGCCAACUUCUCGGUGCCGGAGAAGUGUGACUAUGUGGAGGAGGUGACAUUCGGGGAGCUGGAGAAGGAGGAGGCCCAGCCGCUGGUCACCAAGUACAAAGAGGAGGCGCGGAAGCUGCUCCCUCCUACCGAGAAGCGGCCGAACCGCCGCAACAACCGAAACAAGCGCAACCGCCGCAACCGCGCCCAAGGCCAAGGAUACGGGUUAUCAUAAUUUCUACAACCGAUACCGAGGAGACUACGAUUACAACAGACCCAGGGAUUACUACAGACAGUAUAACCAGGAGUGGCAGAACUACUACCAGAACAGAGACCGACACUAUGGGGACUACUACGGUUACCGAGGGUAUCGGUGAAGCCCCUGCCGUCCUCGCUCAUCAGCCGCGCAGCUGAGUCUGGGGCCUCUUUCUUAGCCGGCGAGAGCUUGCCGGCCAACCACCGAGAGCUCGCUUGUCGGUUGCCGUGGCUGCGGAGCGGGGACACCUGUCCACGGCGAGGUCGGACUCCGGCUGCAGCAGAAACGAUCUCCCCCUCCCCAAGGUCUCCCCGUCCGGGCCACUUCGCCGGUGCAGAUUCCAACAGGGUUGACGGGGGAAGUUGAGGGGCGGUUGGCGGCGGCGGGAGGGGAGGAGAAGCGUUCCGAUUUGGGUUCCCUUUGGUUUCACUAGCCCCCCGUUCUGUGCCUGUAUCCUUGCCCUUCCCCCUAGGCUUCCCCACUCCCCUCUCAACAAAACCCUCCCCUCGAGAAGCGGCCCGCGACCUAGAAACGCAGACUCGGAGAGAGCCCCCCCCCGCCCCCCUCGUCGGCCGCCGACCGGGUGUGUGAGUGAGUGAACCACGUGAGUGAUUGCUCUUUGAGAAGACACUUGGAGAGAGAGAGCUCCCCGAAUGCAGCGAUAAGGUAGGAAGGAACGGGGGUCACGGCUCACGGCCGUUGUGCCCUUGGGUGGUGGGAGGAGAGAUGAGAGAGGGAAUUCCCGGGCCGGAGACCGCCACGCUGACGUGCCUUUCCGGAAUGUCUAGCUCCCGGGAAAGCACCAGAAGUACCGUAGGACCAAUGCAGCGUGGAGUCGAGGGUGUUGAGGUGCACAGAGGCGGUGUAAAUAAAAUGCUGAAGUCGCUGGGGGUUGAGUGGGUGGGGGGGAGGUAUCGCUGGCUUUAUUAACAGAAUACUUUUUUUGAAACGAUAGAAAAUCCUUUCUCAAAAGAAUUCCCAAAAAAAACUCAAACUUAAAAAAAAAGAGCCUGCUUUUUUCUGGGGCGCAGCAGACCUGCCAUGACUUUAUGGUUCAGACCAAGCGAUCUUUCUCAACAAGAGAUGUCUUGUGUUUGGGGUUUUUUUCAAUUAAAAAUUAUAAAAAUGUAAGGGUAACAAGGAGGGAUCCCCAGCCUUGUUUUCCUUAGAUAAUUUGUUUAGUGUUUUUCCAGAUGUUGGUCUUAGUUGCCGUAGAUGGAAAAGUUUGUGAAAACCACCGAAACCACCACACACAGCUUGUAAAUGUUUAUGCGAAACCUGUAAAAGGCGUUCUUGGAAGCGGCCAGUAAUAAAAGGGUUUUUACCAUUGGGGAAAAGAAAAAAAACCUAAAAACUA